Molecule: messenger RNA, 2671 nt
Organism: Eleginops maclovinus (Patagonian blennie)
Lineage: Eukaryota; Metazoa; Chordata; Actinopteri; Perciformes; Eleginopidae
Product: ly6/PLAUR domain-containing protein 1-like
Exons: 3
Coding region: 128-547 (139 amino acids)
Biological process (GO): acetylcholine receptor signaling pathway
Molecular function (GO): acetylcholine receptor inhibitor activity
Source: RefSeq, a predicted model, not a curated record
GUGCAACCUGGCAGGAGGUGGAGGAGGAUGAUGCCCGGAUCAGGCUGCCCGCCGCUCCGUCUCUGCGCCUCAGACCCGGCGCACACUCGCCUCUCAUGGUCCUGCUCCCGGGGACACUAAGCGCACCAUGCGGCUGUUCAUCGUAUCCACUCUGCUGCUGCUCUCCUUCAGCUCAGGGCUGGCUCUGCAGAUCCAGUGCUACCAGUGUGAGGAGAUGACCCAUGACUGCUCCACGCCCGAGUUCAUCGUCAACUGCACCGUCAACGUGCAGGACAUGUGCCAGAAGGAGGUUCUGGUGAUGGGCGAUGGGAUACACUACCGCAAGUUGUGCGCCUCAUCAGGAGCCUGUCUCAUCGCUUCGUCUGGCUACCAGCAGUUCUGUACCGGCAAGCUUAACUCAGUGUGCAUCACCUGCUGCAACACGCCGCUGUGUAACGGACUGCGGCAAAAGAAACGACCCCAACCGUCAGCUGCCGUUACCCUGAACACAUCGCACCUCAAUGUGUUUUCUCUUUACAUCCUCCUACUGCCCUCCACCCUGUGCUGACAGAGCUCCACAGUGUGUAAGAUGAGCAUUGGCAGUGGAGACAACAUGAACUGUAUUUAAUGAGACAGUUAAGAGCGCAUACUGUGAAAUGUAUUUUCUUUUAGGUUGGGGAAGCUUUGCAAAGUAUUUGUUCUCUUGACUCACUUUCCGUUGCAGCUGGCAUCCAAAGGCUCAAAUUGCGAAAUGUUAUAAUCACGUGUUCAUGUAACAAACAAGGUCAUCAUCAAGGACAGCUGGGCGGGGUGAGGUGGAGGACAGUGCCGAGGAACAGCUUCUGGCUUUUUUGUUGGGCAGCAGGUGGCUCAUUCUUUGUUUACUUGCAUAACAAGAACAAAUACAACAUAUUGAAGGUAAUAAAGCGAGGUCGGAUUCGUCAUACUCAGGCUUAGAAUAACUUUAGAAUAAAUAAGUCUGAUUUCUUCUAAAUGAGAUCCGUUAUCAUGAGCAUCACUAAUUUUGCUGUAAUGCUGAACUGAAAAUGUAUCGUAUGUAUGACAAUGAUACGAUUGAAUGAUUUUGAAAAAUAAGUCAGGAAAAGUCUUUGUGUAAAGGAAAACAUAAUCUAGUUCUUAGAAUAAAGCCACCUACAGCCCUCAUAACUCUCACAGAUACAACAUCUUCUCAUGGGUAGACGCAUAAAAAAGUGCUUUACCUUCCUCCAAUGGUUUGUAACAAGCAUUACCGUCUGCUCACAAAAGUCUUCAUAUAGCUAAAAGAGCAUGUUGUACACAACUCUUUUUUUUUUAACUAGUUCCAAGAUAUUCAUAGCAUCUCUGGUGGCAACAAUGGAACUGUUUGAAGUGAAGAGGAGCAGCAGUACUUCAGUCCUUUAGUGGAGGGACUUUUCAAAUUGUUGUUUAAGAUGUUUCCUAUGAUCAGUGAAUAUGACGUGUGGCAAACAACAGUAUGCUAUGCAUACCUCUAUUCAGAGCCGCAUUUAUUAUGAACAGAGGUAAUGUGAUGUGCAAACCAUUCAAGAAGUUGGUUUUUCCCAUUGGGUUUUUCAGGGGUCAGGUGUUAGGUUUGGAGGUGACCUGACCUUAAAGGAACCCUCUGGAGUUGUGUGUGUGUGUCCUUGGAGUCGAACAAACACGUUGAGUAUAUUUCUAAAGACAAUUUUUUGAGACCUGCGCUGCUUUUUGUUUCCGCCAGCUAAUGGAACAUAAGCACGGGGAACGAUGCUUGUCUGCACUGGAAGCUUGAAUCUUGCAGUUGCUGAAUCCGUCUUCAUUUGACAAGUUAGUUAAAAACGUUUUCCAGGAGUUUCGCACUUGACGCCCCUAAUUUAAAUAAAGUAGCCCAGGGACAAAUUAUAUUGAGGAGCAGCAAGCGCGUAUCAGUAUAUACUUUACCCUUUCAAGAAAAAUAACAUCAUAUCUUGUUUAGGAAUAAAGUGACAGCACCCUCUAGCAGCUGUCGGAAUUAUACAAAAUUAGACUUUAAACAAGUGGCGAUGAAUGUCCUCCCAGUACAAAACUUCUGCUUUAUUUUAUGUGUCAUUGAGUCAUCUGAUUGUUUACUGCUGACUUGGUGCAUGCACUGUAAAAUGUAUUGGUUUGCUCAGGCUGGUGUACUUUUUUCCCCAUUGAACAUAAUGAAUUCCUGCUUUCUCCUCAAGACAUUUUUUCUAAUUUACUUCAUUUACUUCCUGACUUUUUAAAAUUUGACUGAUGUUGAACGGACUGCACAAUAACUGUUUAGCCCUGUGCAGUCAACAAAAGAGUGAAACGAGUCACCGCUUCUUAAUCACUGUAUAUACCAUUUGUGUACUAUUGUGACACCCACGAGAAGCAGGCCAAAUCGCUGCUCUAUAGCACCCCCAGUGGUCAAAUGCUGGGUACCUUUAACUUCAACUCAACGUGUUGGGUCUUCAUGCUAAACUGAUCAUUUGAGCUUUUGUAUAAUCUUUACUGACUUGAUAACAAGUUCACACUUGAGGAGAGCCAUGAAGCUUGCUAUUGUGCCAAAUUGUCAGCUGAGCCUGAUCUUUUAAAGAUAUACCUGACUUAACGUUUGGUACUGUUUUAACUGUGAAUAUUUCAGUUGUUUUCUGAUGGCAGCACAAGAAUCAUCGAGUUGUUUUGACUGUUCACUGUGUUGCAUUAAAUUGUACAUUAUACUUCA